Molecule: messenger RNA, 978 nt
Organism: Aspergillus clavatus NRRL 1
Lineage: Eukaryota; Fungi; Ascomycota; Eurotiomycetes; Eurotiales; Aspergillaceae
Product: 2OG-Fe dioxygenase family protein
Exons: 1
Coding region: 1-978 (325 amino acids)
Molecular function (GO): dioxygenase activity
Source: RefSeq, a predicted model, not a curated record
AUGGCUGCGGCAGCCGUAGCUGUGCCGAGGGAGUUUGCUCCCAACCCAGGGUUGGAACAUAGGAAUCUCAACCCUCAUGAAAGAACCCAUGCGCCCCAGUACUACGCAGCCAUCUCAAAGAUUGUGGAGAUUAGGGAGCGAUACAUCAAAGACCGCUUCGUGUUCGUCGAGAGUGCUGCGAUGGUACCCAUCCUCAAGGGGCUCGGUGCGCAAGAUGAGCAUUUUGAAGCCAUUCAGACCGUCAGCGAUGGCCUUCGCACCGACCCAACUCUACCCUUUCGCGAGUCCAAAAAUGGACGGUUCUGCUUCGACCUUGACACGCGUUCUGUGCGCCGAUUGGAGUUCCAACCCUUUGCUCUAUCCGUCGAAGAAGAUUUUAAGCGACAUGAUUCCGGACAAAUACGGCGUUUCGAGGAAAUCGGAAACGACCUGCAGUUGAAUACAGUAUUCCAGGCUCUGUUGCUGUUCAAGUUCAUGGUUUUCCACGGGGUGCAAACUCAUCUCAGACAGAAGCUCGACUACAACAGCCACAAGUGGAUCUCGACCGUCUUCAACCUGCGUACCGUGACUACAUCCGAGAUUCUAGGAGAGCCGGCCCUGGAAGGCGUGCACACCGACGGGGUCGACCAUACCAUGACCACAUAUCUGGGCAGCCGCAACAUGGACCCUCGCAGCUGUGUGACCUUCAUGCACUACAACGAGGAGCAGACCGGGAUCGACUACGAGGAGACGACGGCGAAGCACAUGGCCGGGCGAGUACACCAUCUCCAAUUCCUCGACACUCUCAUCAUUGUGGACAACGAGCGAAAACACAGUCUCUCGCCCCUCGAGCCUAUUGACCCGCGGGUGCGAGCGACGCGAGACAUGUUGAUUUUCUUCACCCGGAAACCUGUCACCAAGGGCCACAUCUCGGAACAUCUGGACUCUCCCAAACCGCAUCUGGACAUGCCGAUGGAGUUUCCCCUCUGGUUUCCGUGA